Messenger RNA from Pantherophis guttatus, 5594 nucleotides. Lineage: Eukaryota; Metazoa; Chordata; Lepidosauria; Squamata; Colubridae. The record is from RefSeq and is a predicted model, not a curated record.
GAAGUAAAAGUUAACUGGGCAACAACACCAAGUAGCCAAAAAAAAGAUACUUCAAAUCAUUUUCAUGUGUUUGUGGGAGAUUUAAGUCCAGAAAUAACAACAGAAGAUAUUAAGUCAGCAUUUGCUCCUUUUGGUAAAAUAUCGUAAGUACUAUACUUUUUGCCUUAAAUCAUUAAUACAAACAGAAUUAAAACGCUAGAUUGUUCUUCUCUUAAAUCACUGUCGUUUAUUAGGCAUAGAAUUAUUUACAUAAUGGCAUGUGAAUGGUGUAGAAUUAUCUUGUCCAUUUAUUGUAUUAUAUUAUUCCACACAAGUAUGAACAUGGUUUCUGCCUCAGUUCUGUUUAAAGUUGUGUGGUUUUCACACUUGCAAAUCCAAAUGCGUUUUUAUGGGCUGGGGUGUGUUGUGGGGAAAUGAAAGCAAACCUGUUGAUUCUUGUGGCUUAUAGAGCAUUGUCUGAUAGAAGCUGGAAGUGUCUGAUAAUUAUAGACAGUAGGUAAUGUUGGACUCUGUUUAAGUCAUAGCCAGUUGUAAAACUUCAUUUCCUGCAUUUUUGAAAUGUAGCACUACAUUUAGGAUUUUUAAAUUUGAAAAUUAAAAUUCAUAUCUUUUGAUAAACUUUUAAGUAAAGAAGUCUUGUUUUAAGGAUAUGUUAAUUAUGCCAGUCAAAAGUAUAUAUCUGUUGACAGUAGAACUUUGGGACUAAAUUUCCAAGUAUCUAUAGCUUUGUAAAUGAACAUUUUAAUCUUUGCAAGUGUUCCUUCAAGUGCUAUAGUAUGUGUGUUUGUUUUAUUAUUUUAUCUAAUUUCUUGAAAAACUUUCUCCUAUUGUUUUCUUUGUCUUUUUUACAACAUCAGAACAAAACCUGAACAUCUUGUGUUACUUUACAGGAAUGUAUUUCUGCUAUAAAGCAUAUUUUCUCUAUGUUUUCUCUUAUUUUCAAAUGCAACAAAAUCUUAUUUUGUCUGUUUGAUUUACUUUGCUUUUUAUCUCAGUGUGGUAAGUACUGGUACUGUUUGCAAGCCAAUAUUAAAAGAUUUAAUACAGGUUGCUAUUUCUCAAUUUUGAUUUAUACCUGAGACCUGCAGUUUUUCUAAAGUCCAAGUCACAAUUAAAAGUAAUAGCAUUCUGAUUAUUUUGCAGAAUUGCUCAUAAGAAUGGACAGGAUCUUGAAGCUAACUGCAAGGAACUGUGCACACUGGAACUCAGUUGUAGAUUUUUUUCUCAUUUCUAUUUAUUCUUAUUAUACAUUAUUUAUAUAUACAUAUCUUAGUAUUUACAUUUUAACAUUCUAUAUUCAGUGCAGUUCUAUAUUUCCAAUCAUUUUAACUUACUCACUAAAAAUUAUGUGUAAAAUUUGUUGUCUUCAUAUUGGUGAACUUAGCAUUGUUGUUAGUUAUAUUCGCCUUUCUUAAAUUUCUGAAAAUGUCAAUUUUUCAAAAUUUACAGCUGCCCAAACUCCAAAAUGAUGGUAGAGAAUUGACCAAGAAAAAUAAAGAAAUCUGUUAACAGGCCAUGGAUGCACGGGUAGUUAAAGAUAUGACAACAGGGAAAUCAAAAGGAUAUGGUUUUGUAUCAUUUUAUAAUAAAUUGGAUGCAGAAAAUGCAAUUGUGCAUAUGGGAGGCCAGUGGUUAGGAGGUCGUCAGAUCAGAACUAAUUGGGCAACACGAAAGCCACCUGCUCCUAAAACUGUACAAGAAAACAACACAAAACAAUUGAGAUUUGAGGAUGUAGUAAAUCAGUCAAGCCCCAAAAACUGUACUGUCUAUUGUGGAGGAAUUGCCUCUGGAUUAACAGAUCAGUUGAUGAGACAGACAUUCUCCCCUUUUGGGCAAAUUGUGGAAACCAGAGCUUUUCCAGUUAAAGGCUAUUCUUUUGUAAGGUUUUCAACUCAUGAAAGUGCAGCACAUGCUAUUGUUUCAGUCAAUGGAACUACAAUUGAAGGCCAUGUUGUUAAAUGCUACUGGGGCAAAGAAACACCGGAUACAACAAAAGACUUCCAGCAGGUGGAGUACAGUCAAUGGGGGCAGUGGAGUCAAGUUUAUGGGAAUCCACAGCAAUAUGGGCAGUAUAUGACAAACGGAUGGCAAGUGCCAUCUUACGGAAUGUAUGGUCAAGCAUGGAAUCAACAAGGGUUUGGCGUUGAUCAAACACCACCUGCAACCUGGAUGAGUGGAUUUGCUGCUCAGCCUGUCCAGGGACAAGCUGCUCCGGUAAUACCUAAUCAGGCUGGCUAUGGUAUGGCAAGUUACCAAACACAGUGAGCUUAGAACUCUGCUUAGAAGUGUGAUUUCAAGACAGGUUUCAUUUUCCAGUGAUUUUUCUGAAGCCUGAAAUACAGACACAGGGGAGAAGAGGGAAAGGAGGCAAAACAGGAGGGGGCCGAGACAGAAAGAAACAAAGAAUAUUUAUUUUGAAGAAUGAAAAUGUUUGGACCUUUAACACAGCAUUUGCUUUGAUGAAGGACACAAAUAUCUUCAAUUUAUGCCUUUUUAAGUUUUGUUCAUGAUGGAUAUGAACAGGUUUUCUUUAUGUACAAAAUUUAAAAUAAAGUCAUUAAAAACAAUUCUGACUGCACAAUUUGGUAUGUUGGAAAGAAAUGCGUAACAUUGUGGUUCUUAGAUCCAUUCCAUUUUCUUUUGUCUUCAGCAUUUUAUAUCAGGUUUUGGAAAAAAAAUACAUUAAAGAUGCUUUUAAUUGAACAUUAAUUCCUGAUGUUUUUCUGUGGACCAAAGAUUGCAUCAAAGGCAACAAUAUAUUCUUCGUUAAUUUCGAGCUAUCAUUCAGAAGAAAUAUUCAUGGAAAUAUUUUUUUAAAUUAAUUUUGAAAUAUUUGAAGAAAUUUAAAUCUGGUGUAAAUAUUUUGGUUUGGUUUGGUCUGAUCAACAUUGUUAUCUGUAGUACUAUCAGAUACUUCUGUUCACAUUCAGAAGCAAACUAUACCUUUUCAAAUUUAAUUUACUUGAAGCACAGAUUUGCUUUUACUUUAGAGGUGCCUUUUUAAUUUUGUUUCUUAAGCAUCAUAUAUGUCCCUUUAUAUUACUACCUGCAGUGCUUAGUAUGCUCUGAAAUAGAAGGAGCAAUUUUAUACAGAAAGUUAUUAUAUUCUGCUGCUUUUUUGCAGUGGAAUAAAAUAAAUGAACCAUACACUUUCAAAACUAGCUACUACAUAGAGUGAAAAAAAUAUUCAGAAAGCCUUAUUUUUAAAUUGAUAAAUAACUCAUUUUGUCACGAGAAAACAGAUUAUUUUACUUUAUGCUACUUACUAUGUAAAUAAUAAGUACCUGAAUGUUUUAAAAAUGACAGUUUUUUUUUUAAAUGUAGGCAUAUUUAACCAAAAUAUUUUUAAUUAGAUUGAGGAAUUUUUAAAGUAAGGCAUUUUAAUAAUGUCAUAUAUGUUUAACAGAACUGCGUUUGGAAUAAUGAACAAUUUGAAGUAUGAAUUAAGUGUAUUUGUUUUUUAAAUAUUUUGGCUUGCAUUUCACAAAUUUGUAUUGAAGCUAGGUUAUUUGUGGAUUAAAUAUUAUUGGGAUAAAUAAUGAAGUUGGUAAAAUGUUACAUAGGGUUACUUUUUACUUUGUGGAUACACUGAUGCAUACAUUUUAAGUUCAAAGUGAACGCAAGAUAGGUUAGACAAUAAUCUGUGACAGCUAGAUGGUGCAAAUGACUCAUCUUUGAAUUUGAACACUUGAGAUGAACAAUAUGUGCCAUUAAUAGAAAGAGACUUGCAUCUUGGUGGACUCUAGGCCAAAAUAUGUAUGAGUAUAUAUGUUUGCUUGGUUUCUGAAUAGAAAAUAUUGUUUAAUAGAUCAUUAUUAAAUAUAUACUACAUUACAGACCUAGCAGAUAUUGAAAAAAAUGUUUAUUCCAAGUGGGAGAAAGGUUGGUUAAACUAAUCUCUCUCUCUUUUUGAAUAACUGAUUAUAAAGUUAUUCCCACAGAUGUUUUUGCUACAUGCAAUUUAUUCAUCUAUACUUUGGUUAAAAUAUUUUUAGGAAGUCUGAAUUUCUAUAUUUGUUUUGAGGCUAGGAAGAUUAAAAUAGUAUUCACUGACAUCCUACUAAAUCUGUAUUAUGAUCUUUGGCAAUUUUAACCAAACAUUUUUUGUUGAAAUACAUAAAGUGUUAACGAUGUUUUGUUUCAGACUGUGGAUAAACCAAUCUUUUCCAGGUUGAUUAAUUUCCCAGUGGAACAAAAUUGAAUGUGGCUUGAGUAUUCUGCAUAAAACAUAACUCUUAACAGUUUGGUUUCUAUAUCGUAUGGGAACAGUGGAAGCCUGGAACAAGAUGAGCCUCAUUUUUCAGUUGAGGACCCCCAUCCUGACUAAUUUCUGUUCCGCAACAUAUAGCAAAGUUGGUCAAAGAGUAUUUUUUAAAGAAGGGUUUAAAUAAAUCAACAAUUUAGGAUAUGUUUCUCCCCCCAAUCUGUCAAGCUUAGCAAGAAGUAAAGUCCAGAGCACAGUCGGACAAGGCUAUAGACAAAGCACCAGCAGUUAUUUUUGGAAAGCAGAGUUUAGAGUAAAUUGUGCACGACAAGCUUCAUAGCUGUAUCAUCAUAACUCACUUGUGCAUUUAAUUAUUGAGACUAAAUGGUAUAUUUAAUUUCAGUUGAAUUUAAUUUUACUCAUUGAGGAAUCAUAAUUCAUUUAUUUUACCCAGGUCAUUGCAUCGCAGAUUUUGAAAAUAUUUGACCUAAAUAUUAAAAAGUAAAAUUUAUUUCAAAUUUACUUUGACUCCUAUUAGAGUCAUGAGAACAGCCAUGUAGUUUUCUUGGCAACAUUAUAAAGUGACUUGCCGGUUCUUUUUUCCAGGAUUUUUAAAAUACUUCUUUAUCUAGCCUACAGUUCACAGUUGUCCUAAUGGAUUCCCAUUUAAUUACCAACUUUUCAAGAUCAACCAAGUUCAGCUUUAUUCUGUCAAAACAGCAACAAAAAAACAAAGCAUAAGACAUACAAAUAUUCAUUUUAUUUUUUCAUAGCAGUUUUUUUUAAAGGUGUAAAUGUACCUAUCAGGCAAGAGACUAGCCAAACUUAUAUGGACAGUAAGUGGGCUAUCCUUUUAGGAAUCUCAAGAGUCGUCAUUUGUCAUCCCAAAUGCCAAAGCAAAAGUGGCUCAGCUGUUGCCUAGAUCUUUGCCUAUUAGAAUUUUUGACCCCCAGAAAUGAGUUGAUCUAAACUUUUUCUGGUCCUCAGUGUAUAUGAAAGGCAUCAUUAGAUUUGGAAUCUGGGUUAGAUACAAUUGAGUUUCUAGCUAGGAUAUAUUAAUUGCCAGGACAAAAUUGAUUUUUCCAGUCCCUCUGAUAGAUGGGUACCAGCAGAUAAUUUUUACAUUGAUAUUUUAUUUUUUUCAUUUUGUUUGAGGAAAAACACCAUAAUAUUCCGUUUCUUAAGCACAUGUGUCAAUGAAGAAUGGGUAUGGGUAAUGAUGAAAUGAUACAAUGUGUUUUCCUUCAUCAAUCUUACUGUAGAGAUCUUUGAUUCACUUUUAUCUCUUCUUUGUAAGUAAAAAUAUAUUUGGCAAAUUGUAUGUGUAUAUUAUCUGAUCAAAAUUCACUAAUCUCUGAUAGAGUGGCAUAAUAAACUAAAUUUACCUUCA